Molecule: messenger RNA, 576 nt
Organism: Solanum stenotomum
Lineage: Eukaryota; Viridiplantae; Streptophyta; Magnoliopsida; Solanales; Solanaceae
Product: dirigent protein 25-like
Exons: 1
Coding region: 1-576 (191 amino acids)
Source: RefSeq, a predicted model, not a curated record
AUGCUAGAUGUUCUUAGUCUAAAACACCCUUCAUCAAGACCUGCAUCAACAAGAGUAAAUAGUCAUCAUCAAAUUCCCUUCUCGAAACCAUUAGGCUAUUUCCCUCCAGUAGGAGGCAUUCCCUUGACCGACACAAACCCAAAUGUUGGAAUGAACGGAUUGCAUACUCACACGCUUGAUUUGGAAGGAAUCAGCAUGACAUUCCCAGCUAUAGCCACACUUCAAGAGUUAGAACUAGGGACAGUGAUAACAAUCGAUGAGGACAUAUACAAAGGUUCUAUUUAUGGUUCAUCUUUGAAGGGAAAAGCUCAAGGAAUGUAUGUAGCAAGUUCAGAAGACGGUAGCAGUCAUAUGAUGGCGAUGACUACUACUUUUCUUGGUAAUGAGUAUGAAGAUAGUCUAAGGUUUUUCGGUGUGCAUAGGGGCGAUGUUUUUGAAUCCCAUAUAGCAGUAAUAGGAGGUACCGGAAAGUAUCAUGAUGCAAAUGGCUAUGCUACUGUCAAGAUUGUCAAUGUAACAUCUAACAAAAAUGAAGAAGCAUACAAGAUUCUUUCAUUCAAUGUUUAUCUUGGUUAA